Messenger RNA from Ixodes scapularis (black-legged tick), 3081 nucleotides. RefSeq lists its product as uncharacterized. The transcript is spliced from 2 exons. The record is from RefSeq and is a predicted model, not a curated record. Lineage: Eukaryota; Metazoa; Arthropoda; Arachnida; Ixodida; Ixodidae. The coding region runs from base 292 to 2532 and encodes 746 amino acids.
GCUUCGGGAUCUCGGAGGCCAUGGGUAGGUUCGUAGCAUGCGCGACAUAGAACAUAGGUGGCGCAAGUUACAGUGUGUUACAAAGCCAGGAUGCUGUCACUCCUGUCACUACCACAGUGGUCACUACCAUCCAUUUGUCCAUUCAACCCGCGAGCGCGAUAGCGCGCACUGUAAAAUCGGUGGCGUGCGCUGGUUGUCACAUUCGCUUGUUUCUUCGAAUAGUUUACAUACGGAUUAUCAAGUUGGUUCAAGCGGAAUCAUCACGGUCCCAGGAGUCCCGGUUCUUCCGUAAUGUCAACGCGGCGUAGGAAUCGUCUCCCGCCACUUCCCGAGGAGCAUGCCCGCUGCUCCCCGGCUAACACGGCAGCCAAGAACUGGGCAAGACUUCUCGAGCAUGCAACCCACCUCGAUCAUCUGUUUCCAGGAAUCCCAAGAGCAGAAGAGAUUUACUCGGAGCUCAAGGUCAUCAGCGUCACGUUCAGGGACGACUUCUUUGCAGUCUGCAUGGAGACAAGCACGCAGCCCUGUCAUCUAGUAGACAGGUUCGACUUUUGGAAUCUGUUCUUGGGAGAGAUCAACAUGGAGCUCUCGGAAGAGGAACCAGGAAGAAUUGGCCUACAUUAUGCGCCUGUGCAAAAAAACACCCAAGGGAAAAGGGUGCCCUAUUUCUUGCUGCACUGGCUUCUCAAGCACCACUGUUGCAUAAAGACCCUCAAUAUUUACGAGUCGUCUCUUGAGUACCUGCAACUUGUUUGUGAUGCUCUGCACCUCAGCUGUGGUCUGGAAGAAUUGGUGUUGGGAUACAGUCUAGACGAGCAAGCACUUGGAAUUGUGUUGUCUGAAGUUGGUACUAUGCCGAGAACUCUCGUAAGGCUAAAAGUGUUUGCCUACAAGGUUCCAGCGUAUGCACUGUACUCACUGGGAACAGCCCUCCAGAGAGUGUUGGGACUGGCUUCAAUAGAUUUGUCUUGCAUGUCUAUGGAUGCUUGUGAUGCUAACUUGCUGCUAAGUGACAUGUCAGCUUGCCCCAGCCUUGCAGAACUUUCUAUUAAGGACUACUUCCUUUUUCCUAGAGGAGGUGCAGCCCUGGCAGAGUUUGUUGCAGGAAGCACUGCUUUGAGGAAGCUCUGUUUGUCGGGAGCUAUGUACUUCGAGAUGAAGCGACUCGAGAGGUUUUUCAAGGGACUAGCCUCCAAUCGCAGCCUCGAAGAACUGCAUCUGUGCAGCUUUAAUCUGGAGAAGCCUGCAAUGGACUUGCUCGUUGAAGCAGUGGUGCACAUUAGCACCCUGAAGAUCCUGGAUAUUGACUGUUUUGAUGAAGAAGUAGAUGGCGAUGGCCUUGCCGAGUUGGUGGCACGCAACACUGGCCUUCGUGAGCUUGUAUUUGGUGGCUGUGAAGCUAAGUGUGUUGCCACAUUUUCUAGGGCCAUUCGUAAGAAUACCCAACUGCAGAAGCUGCAGCUCACCUUGUAUGACAUGGAGAUGCAAAACUACAGAGAAUUGCUGACAGCUCUUUCAUGUAACCAAUCGCUUCAGAAGCUUGUCUUGGACAACGUCCUCAAAAAUGUUGUGGUAGACCUCUGCCAACUGGUUUCGGAGACGAGGACUGAGGGCAGAGUUAAGUUUCCGGUUGGCUUUGAAGAUGCCCUGGAGUUUACCUGCACCAUAAAGAAGUGCUCCAGGCUAACGCAAUUGGCAUACCAACCUAAGCCUGACAGCCUUCCCUUGCCUCGUGAUGCUUUCAGCGGGCUCAUCGACUGCCAUCAACUGAAGUCGCUAACCAUUUCCGAGUGCCACAAACCAAUUGAAAGUGAGUGCUUUAAUGACCUAGCUCGCUUUUUGUCAUGGACCACAACACUAAAAAAAGCAUAUCUUAGCUUUCGUACAACAGCAGAAUCCACCAAAGCCCUCUUGGACGCAAUCCUACAGAACCGGAGCCUCUCGAAGUUGCUCAUCCGCAACUGGACUGUUGAAUCAAGUGAUCUACAAUUGCUCUGUGACAUCAUACGGACUAAGAAGAAUUUGAGCGAACUGCGUUUGCAACUGCUGAACUGCAAGGAACGCAUGGCAGUCUUCUUGCUGGCGGAGCAUUUAUGGAGCAACCUAAACUUGCUCAAGGUGACGGUUAAUGUGGACCCCCUCUAUGACAACCUCUCAGUUCAGCUGCGGAUACGCACAGCCACCCAGCGUAACUUGUCGAUGCUGCGCUGUGCAGUGCAGUUUGUGAUGGGGUCCCAUGGCAGACGGUAUGCAGACGCGUUUGAGAAGGUCUUCAACCUGCCAUCCCUGGUAGAAACUGUUCAGGAGUCUGCAAACGAACCAGAAGAAGAGGCUAAGGAGAUGGUGAGGAGUAGCAAGCGCUACCUCGACCGCAAGUUCUUGACUGUCGUCGGUGUUGUCAGGGAUGCUGUGGUGUGUGAGCCCAAUGGCCAGGUGCAGCUGGAUGGCAUCGGCUUGGACAACUGGCUUCGGAUUCGGCAAUACCUCAGGGUAGCAGACAUCACGCCAGAGCCUGUCGUAGGGCUCCAUUAACCAAGUUCUCUGUGGAAGGGAAGUUGCCCCAAUUGACUGUCUAGCCUCUGGUGCAUAAAGAACAUGGCCCCUUAGCUUCAGCCGAGCAUGCAGGAUGCGACCACAUGAUGUGACGUCAAUUGUCCCUCGUGUCGCCAUGCAGAAGAAGAAUGCACACCAAAGUUAGUAGACUAGAAAGUCUGUCGAGUAUUUUUAACAUUCUGUAUUUCAAGUUCUGUAUUUUGAUAAACAUUUUAGUGGAGGGUAGGAGCAGCAUUUUAUUGUUUAGACAAAGAGGUUAAAAGUGGCUCUCACUCAGAAAAUACUACAUAUUUUCUUAAGGUAAAAUAAAGGCCUUGGAAUGGCCUGCAGAAAUGAUUUACACUACCAGAAGCAGGUAUUCUUCAUCCAAUGUAGAUGAUUUUUUUCCAGUUGCUUUGACUGGAGUCGUGUGGCCGCUGAAAGUGUUUCGCAGAACAGGGGCAAACCUACCCCCUACAAUAGUGCCUUCCAGUGAUGCAGAUUUCUAUGUGAAUAAUAAAACAAGCUCGGAAGAGAAAAAAAAAUAUA